This is a messenger RNA of Bufo gargarizans (Asiatic toad), 2289 nucleotides long. RefSeq lists its product as uncharacterized. The transcript is spliced from 2 exons. Lineage: Eukaryota; Metazoa; Chordata; Amphibia; Anura; Bufonidae. Bases 822 to 1877 code for a protein of 351 amino acids. The record is from RefSeq and is a predicted model, not a curated record.
CCCCGGGGAGCGGCGCACAGAGCCGACCCCCGGGGAGCGGCGCACAGAGCCGACCCCCGGGGAGCGGCGCACAGAGCCAAACAGGCGCAGAGAGCCGACCCCCGGGAAGCGGCGCAGAGAGCCAAACAACAGGCGCAGAGAGCCGACCCCCGGGAAGCGGCGCAGAGAGCCAAACAACAGGCGCAGAGAGCCGAACCCCGGGGAGCGGCGCAGAGAGCCAAACAACAGGCGCAGAGAGCCGAACCCCGGGGAGCGGCGCAGAGAGCCAAACAGGCGCAGAGAGCUGACCCCCGGGGAGCGGCGCAAAGAGCCAAACAGGCGCAGAGAGCCGACCCCCGGGAAGCGGCGCAGAGAGCCAAAUAACAGGCGUAGAGAGCCGACCCCCGGGGAUGCAGAGAGCAGAGCCGCGGGGUGCAGAGAGCCGACCCCAUAUAUUGCACAAGUGCAUCUUAUAAGGGAUUGUCUCACCACAAAUCCCCUUUCAGCUCAGAACCCUUUUUCCCUGCAGUGGUUGCUGGGGUCAGAGCUCAUAUAACGCAGGCCCCGUCUAUGACAUGUGUCCUAACACAACAUCUGGAAAGGGGCGGGAAAACCUUCAGGACACCAACAUGGAAUUAGGAAUAAAAUGACUUCUUAUAUUUCAGAUUAAAACUCGAAUACAGUGUUAUGUAUGCAGCUCCCAUGCAGGGCCAAGUGUCUCCAUGGUUACAGACUACAUACAAAGAGUGUCAAAUACUAUAAGAGAACACGUGCGGCCGCAUAAUCAAGAAUAAAACAGAACCACACAAUGCGGCACAAGAGGGACAUCUAGUGGUGAGAAAAUGGAAGGACGGCCACCAGUAAAGAGGAUCACUCGAGGUGCAAAAACAAAGGACGAGUUUUGUCAAGACUCAAGAGCUUCAUCCAGGAGUCAAGAGGGGUGGAGGCCAGGAGGUGGUGCAGCUCAGGAGCGGGUGGAGGCCAGGAGGUGGUGCAGCUCAGGAGCGGGUGGAGGCCAGGAGGUGGUGCAGCUCAGGAGCGGGUGGAGGCCAGGAGGUGGUGCAGCUCAGGAGCGGGUGGAGGCCAGGAGGUGGUGCAGCUCAGGAGCGGGUGGAGGCCAGGAGGUGGUGCAGCUCAGGAGCGGGUGGAGGCCAGGAGGUGGUGCAACUCAGGAGCGGGUGGAGGCCAGGAGGUGGUGCAACUCAGGAGCGGGUGGAGGCCAGGAGGUGGUGCAGCUCAGGAGCGGGUGGAGGCCAGGAGGUGGUGCAGCUCAGGAGCGGGUGGAGGCCAGGAGGUGGUGCAGCUCAGGAGCGGGUGGAGGCCAGGAGGUGGUGCAGCUCAGGAGCGGGUGGAGGCCAGGAGGUGGUGCAGCUCAGGAGCGGGUGGAGGCCAGGAGGUGGUGCAGCUCAGGAGCGGGUGGAGGCCAGGAGGUGGUGCAGCUCAGGAGCGGGUGGAGGCCAGGAGGUGGUGCAGCUCAGGAGCGGGUGGAGGCCAGGAGGGGUUGGAGGCCAAGAAGGGUGGAGACCAGGAGGAGGUGGGGUACAGGUCAGGAGUGGGUGGAGGGCAGGUAUUUUUACCCAGCAUGCACCCAUACAAUGCUGAUGACACUUUUUGAUAUGUUUGGAGACCUCUUGCUUGCACCUCGGGUGAUCUUCUUUACUGUUCCCCGGCUUUCCAUGUUCUCACCACUAGUUGUCCCUCUUGGGCCACGUUGUGCAGUUCCGUCAUUUUCUUCUAGAAUAUGCGCCCGCACCCGUUUCUGUGUACAUGGGACUGAGAGGUUUGGCCUUUGCUGGUUAGUGUUCACCACACGUGUCUGCAACACAAACCUGUCUAAAAAGUGGCCUCUGUGUAGUAUGACCCUGCACUCACACUCCCUGUGCCUCUGUGUAGUAUGACCCUGCACUCACACUCCCUGUGUAGUCUGACCCUGCACUCACACUCCCUGUGCCCCUGUGUAGCAUUACCCUGCACUCUCACUCCCUGUGCCUCUGUGUAGCAUUACCCUGCACUCACACUCCCUGUGCCCCUGUGUAGUAUGACCCUGCACUCACACUCCCUGUGUAGUCUGACCCUGCACUCACACUCCCUGUGCCCCUGUGUAGUAUGACCCUGCACUCACACUCCCUGUGCACCUGUGUAGCAUUACCCUGCACUCUCACUCCCUGUGCCCCUGUGUAGCAUGACCCUGCACUCUCACUCCCUGUGCCCCUGUGUAGCAUGACCCUGCACUCUCACUCCCUGUGCCUCUGUGUAGUAUGACCCUGCACUCACACUCCCUGUGCCCCUGUGUAGUAUGACCCUGCACUC